CUUGCCUGCGGAUCCGGCAGUGCUUGGAGCGAGUGCGAUCGCCCUCCGGCUUGUUCUCUGCAUUGGUUAGAGGUCCGGGACCCGGGACUGGGGCCACGUACAGGAUCACAAGAGGAAGGGGCGCGGCUCCCAGAGCCCCGCCGCCACUCGAGACUCCCGCCCCUCCUCGGCCGGCGGUGGCGCCUCCCCUGCGGCGGCCGGAGACUGGAGGUGGCGUAGGGAGCUGGAGCCCUGGGCUCGGAUGUCACUGAGGGAUCGCCGGCGCCCUGGAGUGCGUCUCGGGCUGGAGCCACAGGUCUGCCAACUCCAGUUCCCAACUGUACAACCAUGGAGGCCCUGGGUACUGGGAGAGAUCGCACCUCCCAGGCCUCAGCCCCUGAAAGCCUGGACUUGCAACGGCUGUCCACGCGCGCCGACUCUGCCUACAGCUCUUUCUCCACGGCGUCUGGUGGUCCCGAGACGUGCACACCAUCCCCUGACACCGAGCGCCUCCCUUACCUAGACUGGGACUACGUGCGAGUGGUUUGGGACAGCCGAUCCCCUACCUCGAAGGACGCUGUCCUUUCAACGACCCAGCAACCUGGGCAGGCCGUCGCUGGGCACAGUGACCCACAGUCCCAAGAGGUCCAGGAAAGCCUGGGACCACUAAGCAGACAAGACACCCCGCUGCUGUACGCACUGGCCGCCGAGGCUGAAGCUACAGCAUGCACCACAGAGCCGCCCAGCCCGCCAGCCUCGCGGGCCGCCUACCGCCAGCGGCUGCAGGGCGCACAGCGGCGAGUGCUGCGGGAGACGUCCUUCCAGCGAAAGGAGCUCCGCAUGAGCCUGCCCGGCCGCCUGCGUCCCGCACUCCCCGCGCGACCUCCCACGGUGCACGUGCGCUCCGCCUCCAGCAGCCAGGAGCUAGGAGAAGCGGAGCCGGCGCGCACCGCGGCCCCAGCGCUGGGUGCAGCUAGCCGGGGGCGCCUAGCCAGCCAGCAGCGGUUGUGCUGCUUCUCGGAGCCAGGCAAACUACAUCGCGUGGGUUGGAGUGGCGGGCCCACGGACGAGGGCUUGAGAGAGGCUUAUUCCACGCAGGAGUUGCAGCGUGGGAUGCACGCUAAGUCCAAAGGGCUGCAGGAGACUCUGUCCCUAAGUUCAAUGGAGCUGAACUCCGGGUCCGCGGAUCUUAGCAGUGCCCAUAGGCCGGCGGGUCGGAGUCAGAGUGUUUCAGGCGAGGUCAUGGGUCCCUGCACGGGUUCAGAAAGGACUCUGGCCACUGUCCAGGCUGUUCCUCAAAGAGCAGAAACCCCCAGACCACUGCUUCAGACCAAGCUUUCCAGGUUCUGGACUCAGAAGGAGGCUGCAGUGGUGUGUCCUGGAGAGGCCCUACAGACCAAACCAGCUGGCUGUGGUCGGAGACUCUCUGAGACCACAGUGUCUUCUCCGGGCCCCUCCCUCCCUGAUGAUGAAGUGUUCCUGAAAGAAGCCAAAACACCAUCACCUCAAGAUUCCCAUGUCCCCCAAGGGCUCCCAACCAGCCACUCCUACCAACAGUGUGAAAAUGGCUUAAGCAAAAAAGCUGGUCAGACUGCAGUCUCAGCAGAGAGCCCCCUCCGUGAGGUUCCAGGGUCCAUGGGAGAGGACAACUAUUGGCAAGGGGUGAAUGGCUCUGUAGAUAUCUCCAGACCUACAAGCACUCCUAAGACUACAAAUGAUGACAUCCCAACCUUUGACACUAAUGGGCCCACUGACCCCUCUGCAGCUACAGAGAAACCCCCCCUCAAGCCUUCCUCAGUCAAUGUCUUGAGACCUUCAGACUCUGAAACUUCAGGGCCCCCUCACCAAACUUCCCUGACUUGGGGCCAGCUUGGUUCCAAGCCUACUUGGCCUAGUCGGCAUUUUGAGGAGCUGGUUCAGGAGCUGGCCAGACUGGAUCCCUCUUUGAGCCAUACUCUUGCCGCCCAGCCCGGUCCAGAGCCACCUCUGGGCCUGCUGGAUGGGCUUUUACCUGAGGAAGAGAUCCAAAGUGCGAUGAGGCCAGCCUGUGGGGAGGCUGGAGAGAAGGCUGGUGCAUCGGAGGAAGGGUCCUGCGGACGCCACUUCACCCAGGACCUGCCGACUUCACAGGAGGCAUCAAGUUCUGAAAACUCUACCCAUGACCCAGUGCCUGACCAAUUAACUGGCCAGGGAUUCCCAGAAGGAAACAGCACCCAGGCCAAGAAAGUGGAACUAGCUCGCCUCCUCCAAAAGAUGCUGCAGGAUCUUCACGCUGAGCAGGAGCGACUGCGGUGGACAGCCGCAGACUGGACCCAACGCAACGGAGUUCUGGAAGCUGCAGUGAGCCAGGCCUGUACACCCCGGGAGCUGGAACGGUUCCGCCGGUUCAUGACUGAUCUAGAGCGCGUACUUGGUCUUCUGCUUCUGCUAGGCAGUCGCCUGGCCCGUGUAAACCUCGCCUUGGCUAGGGCUGGCUCAGACAGCGACCCUGAUGAGAGGGCCUCUCUGCUGCAGAGACUCCUGCUUCUGCAGCGACAGCAAGAGGACGCUAAGGAACUGAAGGAGCAUGUGGCUCGGCGGGAGCAAACCCUGCGUCUGGUGUUGGAACGGGAGCUGCCCGCAGAGCAUCUGCGCUCCUACUGUGUGCUGCUAGCCGCCAAGGCCAGGAUCCUGUCACAGCAGCGCAGCCUAGACGAUCGAAUCCGGUUCCUUAAAGAACAGCUGGACAGUAUUUGGAGCGACCUCAGCCAUCAUCCCCUUUCUCCCAGACUGUCCUGGGCCCCAGGAAUCCGUCCUCUAGACAAACAACCUUUUCUUGCUACCCUUAUCUAGUUACCUGUGGCGGAGGUGGGAACGUUGUCCUAGACUCACCCGCAGCUGGGAGCAUGCUUUAUUGGGAGCUUUCCCCUGAGAGAGUAGGGAGGAGUCAGACCAGGCCUUCCCAGGACACAUCUUCCCAUAGUGUUCUCCUGAGACCUUAUUCAAGUUUGUAAUUGGGAGUUAAUUUGUGGGUCUUAAAAACUGCAGUAUUCAAAGCCUGGCCUGGUGGUGUAGCUGAAAUCCCGGCUAUAUGGGAGGCUGAGACAGAAAAAUUUCAAGUUCAAGGCCUAUCUGGGCUACAGAGGGAACUCAAAGCCAGCCUGGACAACUUAGGAGACUCUGCCUCAAAAUAAAACGUAAAAAGAGGUUCUUCCAGAGAAUAUGGGCUCCAUUUCCGGCAUCCAUACUGUAUGGCUCACUCACUUCUGCAACUUCAGUCCCAGGGUAUCUGACACUCUCU
Messenger RNA from Arvicanthis niloticus (Nile rat), 3259 nucleotides. RefSeq names its product shroom family member 1 (gene Shroom1). The record is from RefSeq and is a predicted model, not a curated record. Gene Ontology annotation, molecular function: actin filament binding. Lineage: Eukaryota; Metazoa; Chordata; Mammalia; Rodentia; Muridae. Gene Ontology annotation, biological process: actin filament organization. Gene Ontology annotation, cellular component: apical plasma membrane; cortical actin cytoskeleton; adherens junction.